AUGCCUGCGAUGGCAUCUUGUGGCACGCUGCACAGCCAGACUUCUGCUUGUGGGCCUGCAGCCUUUCCACAGCAGAGUGUGAGCAGUUGCCAAGUGGAAGGUUUUAUAGAACCGCCAAACUACAAGCGAGGAAACUCAACUGCCUCGCAAUUGACGGGAAGUUCAGCCGCAGAGGGCUUUCCCGUAGGUUGUUGUGUAACUGCAUUGGAUGAAAUGGUCAUGAGGGCUGAGGAAGUACUCAAAUCAGCACAGGUAGCAGUUAUUGAAGAGGGCAGCCUGUUGGAUGUGUUGGCUCAUGGAGGCGAGCCUGGUACCCGACGGCUCUACGUGAGACAACCAGAGUCAGGACUUUGUGGUUGGAUCAGCUGUGUGGCGCAGUCUGGUCGAGCGCUUGUUAGUGUCGCUGCGGCUCAGGCUCCUCCAGUUGCUGCAGUGGCAUCAACAGCAACCAGAAGAUCCCAAAUGCUCAGUGGAGUCUCUCAAGCUUUUGAUCCGCAGGAGGCAGAAGUGGAGCGUGUCAGAACUGUGCAAACGCAGCGUUCCGCUGCUGGUACCACUGCAACCACCGUCACCACAUCGUAUCCUGCGCAACAGAUCACAGAAGAUCCGAUGCAGGGUAAACAAUGGCUGAGAAGACAAAAAGCACAAGACCUUCGCGAGGAGGCUCCAAAACGCUUCUUGGUGGACAAUCGCAUGUUGAACGCCGCGACAGAUGGGAUCGGCUACCGAUUCUCCAAAGAUCUUGAGGACCUUGACCUCAGCUGCACAGCCCCCUGGGGUUCUAUCGUCGAGGGUGUUGAUGAGGGCAGUUGGAUCCGUGUGUCGGAUGAGUUGUAUUUGCCCAAAGAGCUUGGCGGUGUCCCUGUCUUGACAUUGGAGGACACACCUUUUGCUUUGUCUGGUCUCCAGGUCAACGAGGCUUUCCCCAUUGGCAGCGAGCUCAUUGUCUUAGAGGCGGCAAUAAUGAGAGCAGCUGAGGAGCUGCGAAGUGCAGCUUUGGCUCAACUGGAGAAGGACCGCCGACUUCAAGUGCUUGGCUACGGAACAGGCAUCCGAAGCCGGCGCCUCUAUGUACAAGACCCCAUGUCUGGACAAGAUGGGUGGAUCAGCUUCGCUUCCCAGAACGGCAAGCUGCUAGUGGCCCCAACUGAAGCCACUGCUGAUGAAGUUCAGAAGGUGGCGACAAUGGCGACGAGAGUGGCGAUGCCCAUGGAGCAAUUUCAGGAGGAGCAAAUGCAGCAACCAGAGGUGGAACAGGCUUACUUCGUGGACAACAGGGAGUUCAAGGCCGACUCUGACGGCAUCGGCUACCGCGCCUCGCAAGACUUGGACGACAAGGCGGUGCCGGCGCGCACGGCGCUCUGGGGCUCCGUGGUCCAUGGUGUCGAUGUCGGCGAUGGAUGGUGCAGGGUGGGUGCAUAUUAUCUGCCAAUGAGUCUGACUGGCUUGAGGGUGCUAACCCCAAAGGAAGAAGUGUCUGCAUCGCUGUUGCCAAAGCUGGCCGGCUUUGCCAGAGGUGAUUGGGAGUACAUCUGCGUGGAUCCGCAGGGUGUGGUGACACACCUGGAGCCCGAGGAAGCAGAAUCCAAACCCACCGGGCAGGUGCGGCGACUCGAAGCGGGUACACGUUGCAGUUGUACCAUGUGA
Messenger RNA from Cladocopium goreaui, 1647 nucleotides. The record is from the annotation of a GenBank genome assembly. Lineage: Eukaryota; Dinophyceae; Suessiales; Symbiodiniaceae.